This is a messenger RNA of Stylophora pistillata, 1052 nucleotides long. RefSeq names its product NADPH-dependent diflavin oxidoreductase 1-like. NCBI's taxonomy places the organism in Eukaryota, Metazoa, Cnidaria, Anthozoa, Scleractinia, Pocilloporidae. Gene Ontology annotation, molecular function: FMN binding; NADPH-hemoprotein reductase activity; flavin adenine dinucleotide binding. The record is from RefSeq and is a predicted model, not a curated record. Gene Ontology annotation, cellular component: cytosol.
CCACUCUCCAGGUGAUGUCCUUAUGGUACAGCCAAGUAAUCUACAUGAUGUUGUACAAGAAUUUAUCAAUCAUUUAUCACUUCAAUGCGACCAAACAUUUUACCUUGAACAGAAUGAUUUAGAUCUACAUGUUCCACACCAGCUUCCCCAGCCAUGCUCCAUUCAGCAUCUUGUGGAACAUUAUUUAGACAUCCAAGGUGUACCAAGAAGAUACUUCUUUGAGCUUCUUUCCCAUUUCACAAGUUCAGACCUGGAAAAGGAAAAACUUCUAGAGUUUUGCUCUGCAGAAGGUCAGGAAGAACUUUGUUCUUAUUGCUACAGACAGAAAAGGACAACUUUGGAGGUUCUUCAAGACUUCCCUUCUGCUUGUGCAAACAUUCCAUUCAAGUAUUUAUUUGACCUGAUUCCACCAAUUCAACCUCGAGCUUUUUCUAUUGCUUCCUCUUUGAAGGUUCGUCCAGAUGAAGUUCAAUUACUGGUAGCUGUUGUAAACUACAAAACUAAACUUAUCAAACNGCUGACUCGGACUGGCUGUGCACCGUUUAGAAGUCUUAUUGAAGAAAGAGUUUCACAGUCGGCCGGAGGAUGUGUGCUGUUCUUUGGCUGUCGGAACAGUAGCAAAGAUUUCUUUUUCCGAGACCAAUGGCGUUUACUGAUUGAAGGUGGGAGUUUAAGGUUGUUCACUGCUUUUUCAAGAGAUCAGGAAGACAAGAUCUACGUCCAGCACAAGUUACUGGAGAACAGCUCUCUCGUCUGGGAUCUUCUGGUCAACAAGCAUGGAUGGUUUUACAUAGCCGGAAACUCUCAGCGGAUGCCCACUGAUGUUACCGAUGCCCUUCUUGAAGUAUUUAUUAAAGAAGGUAAAAUGGACAGACCGAAAGCCGAGGAAUUUCUUAAAACGUUAGAAAGUACAAAACAUUUCCAGAGCGAAACCUGGUCAUAAUUCAAAGAAGUUUUCGAUCUAGUCAUGAGGACAAAUCUUAGUUUAUAACUGCUUAGGAAAGAUAUUUUAAUUUUUAUUCGAAUGGCAGAUUAAAGCAAAUUUUAAAACA